This is a messenger RNA of Aspergillus bombycis, 1383 nucleotides long. RefSeq lists its product as uncharacterized. NCBI's taxonomy places the organism in Eukaryota, Fungi, Ascomycota, Eurotiomycetes, Eurotiales, Aspergillaceae. The record is from RefSeq and is a predicted model, not a curated record. The transcript has a single exon. The coding region runs from base 1 to 1383 and encodes 460 amino acids.
AUGGACUUUGUUGCUGUGCAGGACGUCUCAGGCCUCGAGCUUCACAACGAAAGCCCACACACCAGCCCAGUCAUUAUCCCCCCCAAACGCGGUCCUCGAAUGACCCCAGUGCAGAGAGACCCUGUGAGAAAGGGUCCAAAGACUUUGAGAGGUGCAAGGACUGCUCAUAGAACAUCAUCGGCAGCCUCGGGUGACCGUCCUGUACCUAGUUCUAUUGCUUCGAUAUUGGAAGCCACCGCCAUCCCGGUGCCUCGACGCAAGCGCAAUGCUCGAGAGCCUCGAAAAAUGCCUCAAGGGAAUCAUGUACAAGAUUUUAGCAAGUUGUUGUUAGAAGGUGUCAAGUCUAGAGAUGAUAGCUUAAUGGAGAGUACGGGCAAUACCAUGCUCGACAUUCUCCUUAGCCCGCCUGAAGACCAUGACCGGUUUGCGAAUGGAAGCAAUUGUGAUAGCGAUAGCGAAGCGCCAUCAUUAUCCGCCCAUUCGUUGUCUAUUGAGUCGGUCCCAUCGUUGGACGCGGAAUUCGAGUCGCCAUCUGGGUCUCCCGUACCCUCUACACCUUCUAGCCAACGAAGUCCGUGUGAGAGACGAUACCUACGCCUAUCGCAGUAUGAGAGUUGUGCUUUCGACCAUCCUUUAUUAGAGGACGAAUUAUCAGACUCCGAAUGGGAGGCUGUGCAACAGCCUACCUUCCUGGACAGCACUCCAACGAAAUCUUCGCCAUCUCGAUCCUUCCCACGGUUAGGGUCCACUUUCAAGUCCAACCUCACGGCGUCACUGCGAGCAAUAAAAUCUGCGGCACAGACAGUUUCAACGUUCGCUACGCCCUCGGUUCAGCCCGAUGAUUUCCUCACCCGGUCUCUUCUUACGAUCACACCGAAGAUGACGGAUGACCGUCGGCCUCCGCCCAUGAACGAACCACCUUCUCCGGCGCUCCGGCGCUAUUUCAAUCCCAUUACGGUUUCACCCGCAGAAAUUUAUGCUUAUCAGGAGCACCCGCAUGAAAACCUUGACACUAGCAAUUGCCCCGUUUCCGUGCAGAUGCAGACCUAUCACCGGUCGGGAAAACGGGGCUCUCGAAAGAGUCGGUUCCACUUGUCGGGGUCUAAGGGUCGUGGUCGAUAUUCUUCUUUCGAUCCCGAGGCCCCGCCGAUGUCCCGCCAGCGUGAACCCCGCGAAAACAGUGACUUUUUGCGCAUGGUUGUGAUGGAAAUGAACAUGAGACGCAGCGGCAAGCUCCGGGACGACAUUCCUACACGGGCACGAGUUUGGCUACCACCUCGCAAAGACAAUCAAACUCGACACAGCCCUUACGAUUAUUACGAAGACGAAGAAGAACAUGCCAUUCCAUCUAGAUGGGUUGGGAUUUCCGCUGACAGCAUGUGA